Messenger RNA from Paramecium octaurelia, 242 nucleotides. The record is from the annotation of a GenBank genome assembly. NCBI's taxonomy places the organism in Eukaryota, Ciliophora, Oligohymenophorea, Peniculida, Parameciidae.
AUGCUUCCCCUAAAUUUCUCAUUUUUGUAUGACAAACCUUUCUUCGAUAACUUUUCAAUUGUCAAUAUCAAUUAAUCUUUAAUAGUUUAGGAGUAUUUAGGCAAAAAGCAUUCUAUUAUUGCCUUAUUCUUUAAGGAUAAUGCCACAGCCAUGUAAAUAUUUGAGGAAAAUUCAUAGCUGAAGAUAUGGAAUAGAGAUUGUAAUUUAUUUAAUUAAUCUUAGUCAUAAGAGUUUUCAAAUGA